Messenger RNA from Microbotryum saponariae, 3984 nucleotides. The record is from the annotation of a GenBank genome assembly. NCBI's taxonomy places the organism in Eukaryota, Fungi, Basidiomycota, Microbotryomycetes, Microbotryales, Microbotryaceae.
AUGAGCCCACCUAGCCUAUCAGCGGCGGGCGACCUCGACGUCCACGGUGACAUGGCAUCAACGCCUCCACCACCGUCAUCAACGUCGUACCAUACCAACGACGUCGCCUCCACUACCUCCGUCACGCUCACUAAAGAGCAAUUCGACGAGCUGAUCAGGAACCAGCGCCCCGCACGGGACGACGACGCAUUAUCCAUGCGUCAGCGCCUACCCCCAGCCAACCCUCCGGUCUUCCCCGACGACUCGAAACUUACGGAGGACAAUUACGUUGACUGGGUCCCCACGAUGCCGCCAUGCCCGCCCUCUUGGGCUGGAUUCAACGCUCGGACGAAUCGAGCGACGGUCCCCGUUGCGAAGGCGGUCGUACCGACCAAACGCUCUGCACCAGGCAAGAAGGGAAAAUGGGAUCGUUCUGGUCCUGCCCCGAGCAAGUGCCCCGCUUGUGGUCAAGGCAAACACUGGCUCGACAAGUGUCCGGAAUCGCGCAAGCGAGCCAAGUACCUCGAGCUCAAGAACGCCAUGAAGGAACUCCAAGGCUCAUCAUCGCCUGCGUCCACGUUCGUGGCCACCGAGGCAGCAUCCAAGGAUCAACACCUGUCCGUCGUUUCUUCUGCUACGUUUGUCAACAUCGGGCCACCGGCGGAAAUCCUUCUGCUAGACUCGGCGUCGGCGUGCCACGUCGUCAACGAUGCGUCCUUCUUUGACGGCCCCCUUUCGCCUACCCCGCAAGUCCUGCAAGGUCUAGGGGGAACGGUGAAGGCCUCGGGAAUCGGCUCGGUCAAGCUCGUCUCCGAUAAUGGUACCAGGUUCACCCUCAACGACGUGAUCUACGCCCCCGAGAGCCCUGCCAACCUCAUCUCAGUCCGGGCCUUCGACCGCAAAGGCGUUCGCAUCACCUUCGAACACGGACAAGUCGAGCUCCGCACGCCGCAAGGGUGCAUCGCCACAGCAUCAGCCAUCGCGUCCUGCGUUUACAAACUCAACGCUUCGGUCCAAGCUGCCAGCAAAGAUGCGCGACACACCCUCGUUGCCACCAAGUCCAAUAGGCUACCUUUACUUACCCUUCACCGGCGCUACGGCCACGCCUCUGUCCAGACACUUAAAAAACUGGCGGCCUCUGGCCAGGUGGAGGGUUUAGAUUGGCCCUAUAGUGACUUCGAGUGUGAUGGCUUCACCUGCAACGCGUGCCUUGCCUCCAAAGCGCAUCGUUUGCCUUUCCCCUCUUCGUCGUCGCAUGCCGCGGAACCACUCGCAUUGGUGCACUCGGACGUCUUAUCUUUCCCCGAGGAAUCCUUAGGCCAUAAGCGAUACCUCGUCACGUUCAUCGACGACUUCUCGAGGAAGACUUGGGUUUACACUAUCGGGCACAAGAGCGAGGUCCUUCAGACAUUCAAGGAUUGGCUUCUGGAGAUCGAAAACGCCACGGGUCGCAGGGUCAAAACACUUCGCUCGGACAACGGGGGCGAGUAUGUCUCUACCGCUUUCAACGGCUAUUGCGUGGCCCGCGGAAUUCAUCGCGAAUUGACCAUACCGUACACACCCGAGCAAAACGGUCGGGCUGAGCGAGCCAACCGGUCGAUCGUCGAGGGCACCCUGGCUCUACUGUCUCACUCGGGACUCCCACGAUCGUGCUGGGACGAGGCUGCCAUGUGUUACAUUCACGCCAAGAACCUCUCGCCUCACGCGGCCCUUGGUGGAGCCAUCCCAAACAGUCGUUGGUCGGGCCACACACCAAGCGUAGGGGGUCUUCGGGCACUCGGUUGUCGCGCUUGGACCACCGUGCCGGCUCACCGACGGGACAAGCUCGACCCAAAAGGGAUUCCUCUGGUCUUCGUCGGGUACGAUCGACACGCGAAAGCCUACCGUCUUCUCGAUCCUUCCUCCAUGCGUGUGAGUCUGGGCCGCAAUGUGACGUUCGUAGAAACCGAGUUCCCCUUCGCUAUCGCGCCCACCCGAGUGACGCAGCCGUCCAUCCCGGGUUACGCCCCCCAGCCCCCACCCGUCGAAGCUCCAACACCCGUCGAGCCUCCCCCACGGCCACCGGCCCCAACGCCUGUCGAGGCACCCGCGUCGCCCGCAUCGACCAGCUCGGCCGACAACGACGACGCCUCAUCGACCACGAGCGCAACGACGGAGUCAGCCGUGAACCUGCCGCAACCACCUCCGGAUCCAGCUCCACUCGCCAAAGUCAAGCCGAGUUGGGAGUACGGCGACGUCGCCAAGGUUGGUCCCGAUCCAGGGAAGUACGGUGAAGUCGACGCUCGAAACAUCAUUGAUGGCCCCCGGACUCGCCGCCAACCCGUUCCCACCAUGAUCACGCGGGAACAGCCAGUCGACGGCACCGACGGACCCACCGCCUCUUUCAAGAGCCUGCUCCUUGCCUUCGCAUCCACCAAGGCCGGCUUCGCAGAUCAUGACUUGUCGGUUGUUCGCGAUCCGGCAAAUUGGGGCGACGUCAUCCGAUCGGGACAAGAGGACGUUUGGGGCGCUCCGGCACAGGAUGAAUUCGAUUCGCUUCUGAACGAUUACGAGGUCUUUCAAAUCGUCGAAUCCUGUGAGCUCCCAGCGGGUGAGAUCCUCCUGCGGUCGGGCUGGGUGUUCCGGACUAAACACAACCAGCAUGGCGACAUCACCGAUCACAAGGCCCGACUUGUUGCUCACGGAUGUGCCCAACGCCCUGGCCUUGACUUCGAGAAGACCUACGCCCCUGUCGUCAAAUUCACGUCCAUUCGAGCCCUCAUCGCACUCGCCGCGGCCAACGGCUAUCACGUCCAUCAGGCCGACGUCAACAAGGCGUAUUUACACGGCAAACUUGACAAGCCUCUCUACAUGCGCGUCCCUCAGGGCAUAAACCUGCCAGGCAAGAUCCUCAAGCUGUCCAAAUCCAUCUACGGCCUUCGCCAGGCCGGCACCAUUUGGAACGCUGAGAUCGACUCGACUCUGCGGUCCCUCGGAUACGUCCCCACCAGGUCUGACAUCUGUAUCUACCGCCGCGAACACGACGGGCACUCACACUAUAUUGCCUUGUACGUCGACGACUUGCUUUUGGUUGGUCCCUCUACCGCCGAAAUCGAGCGGGUGCUGGACGCGCUGGAACUCGCAUACGGCAUCAAACGUCUCGGACCUGCCGAAUAUAUUCUAGGCAUCCAAGUCAAACGUGGACAAGACGGCUCUAUCACGCUCUCACAAGAGCGCUACCUUCGGGACAUCCUUGCCAGGUUCCAAUUCACCGAUGCCAAGCCGGCAAGUAUUCCAAUGCAGCCAGGUGUCGUCCUUGACUUCGAGGACUUGGCGGCCACUCCUCAGGAUCGUACGCGCUACUUGCAGGCCAUCGGUUCGUUGAUGUACGCCGCAGUUGGAACUCGUCCGGACCUCGCCUUCGUGGUCAGCUACCUCGCUCGCUUCUCCCAGCAGCCUGGCCCGGAGCAUUGGACAGCCAUCAAGCAGGUCCUCCGUUACAUCAAAGGCACGCUGGACUUGGGCCUCACCUAUCGCAAGACCAGCCAACCACUCCGUGGCUACUCGGAUGCGAACUGGGGAGCCUGUCUAACGACCUCACGAUCGACCAUGGGCUACGCGUUCAUCUUGUCCGGAGCCGCUAUUGCUUGGUGCUCCAAACGCGAGCACAGGGUGGCCAAGUCCACUACCGACGCAGAGUACCUCUCUCUUUCGUACACAAGCGGUGAUGCCAUCCACCUGAGCGAACUCCUGGCUGAACUUGGCGCUCCGGUCUCCGGUCCAGUCGUACUCUACGGGGACAACCAAGGUUCGCUGGCUCUUGCGCAGCACCCAACCAACCAUCAGGGGUCUCGUCAUGUUCGCAUCUCGGAACAUUACGUCCGCGAGAGGGUAGCUGAGAAGGAGAUCGAGGUCCGCUACAUCGCCACCGGCGACAUGAUUGCCGAUAUUUUCACCAAAGCCUUGGGUCCCAAGCCGUUCAUCUUCCAUCGGGAGAAUUUGGGUUUGCGAGGUGCAGUGGUAUGA